AUGCCACUGGCAGCAAUGGAGGGCUUCGUUUCCAUGAAAAUGGCACUCCUUGUGAAUGGGGCGAGUCGUAUCGUCCCUCGGGACUGCACCCAGUACGAAUCGGUGACGUUUUGGAAGAUCGUUAUGAAAUCCUUUGCAAGCUUGGAUACGGCGCGUUCUCCACUGUUUGGCUCGCUGCUGACAGCAGGUCAAGAACUUUCGUAG
Diaporthe batatas is the source of this 204-nucleotide messenger RNA. RefSeq lists its product as uncharacterized. The coding region runs from base 1 to 204 and encodes 67 amino acids. The transcript has 2 exons. The record is from RefSeq and is a predicted model, not a curated record. NCBI's taxonomy places the organism in Eukaryota, Fungi, Ascomycota, Sordariomycetes, Diaporthales, Diaporthaceae.